This is a messenger RNA of Aedes albopictus (Asian tiger mosquito), 2630 nucleotides long. RefSeq lists its product as uncharacterized. The record is from RefSeq and is a predicted model, not a curated record. Bases 534 to 2630 code for a protein of 698 amino acids. The transcript is spliced from 3 exons. Lineage: Eukaryota; Metazoa; Arthropoda; Insecta; Diptera; Culicidae.
GUGAUCGUGACAGGAAUGAUUCGACAAAAAAGGGCGAUAGUUCUCGAAGUGUAGAAGUGCAAAUACCUAUUAUAAAGCUACUAGAUUCAAUUAUUUUCAUUAUUUCUUUAGCCAUUAUUUGAUAUAAGGUAAUUUCGCGAUAUGCAGUAUAUUCCGUUUGUUAUCACUAAUUCUGAAUUAUCUUGAAUAUUAAUUUAGAUCGUUAUAGCUUAUAGCAUAUAACUGACCGAACGGUUGUGUGAAUUCGGGUGUCGGUUCCAGUUAUACACGUUCACAACCAGGUUUGUCGUUAGAAGCUUAGAUCCACAAACGAGGACGUAGAAAGGAGGAAAUAAAAUAGCGAAAGAACUAAACGUAAGUGAACUUAUGAUAAAACCGGAUUGAACUUAAUGAGUUUGCUUUAUAGGAAUUUUUUAAUGAACGCAAUAAAACAUUAAGAAAUUGGAACUUCGUUAUCUCCUUUGGCUACUCCGACCCGUUGACCGGCGAGUCAACAAUUUAAAAAAUUCGUUUAUCCCAAACACAACGAGGCGAUGCUUGGGCGAACGCCAAUGAAGACGAGGAGCACAACUGCGUCCCGUGAUGCCGCAGGGUCUACACGAAGCGAGAUCGGUUGUAUCGACGGUAGUCAACACUGCAAAGCCUGUACAGAUGAGGAUAAUACUCGCAUGGUCCAGUGCGACAAGUGUGACGACUGGUACCAUUUCGAGUGCGUGGAAGUGAGUCAAGGUGUUGCAACGCGCGAUUGGCAAUGCCCCUGUUGCAUGCAGGCCACCCAAGGAGCUAGGAAGAAAAGUUCAGCAAAGGUAACAUCUGUAGAACCAGCCGUGAGUACGUCAGCUUCUGUAAACCCGUCUAUAAGAGUGACAUCAGUGCCACUGACUAUCGUUCCCCAAAUUCCUUCAAGUUUACCCGCCUUGCCCCAACAAACAACCAGUGAUAAUGUUAACGAUUCUAUGUUAACACACGUUCCAUCGAAUAUCAUGUUUCCGCCUAUGCCUGCCAAUAAAGCUAGUAAUAUACCGAAUCCCCCAAAUGUCUUUGCGACCAGUACGUUUUUCGCGCCCAGUAUGCUCAUGCCACCAAGCAUAUUCACACUUGCCGGCGGUACAGUUCCCUUCAAUCCGCUGCCUACCCCAUCGAAUCCGUUAAUACAGUCGACCAUAUGUUCUUCCAAUGCAUUCCCGGAGAUGGCGAGCAUCAGACAGUGCCUGCCAGUAUCAUCUGGACAUCCACCAAGACCAGCAGUAGUGAACAUUCCCCUGGCAUCCAGCACCAUCAUUCCAACGACUGGGUUAUUAGUUGGACAACCUUCGAACGAGCCGCUGAAAUCAACGUUGGAAAUACCCCGAAACAACGCGAAGCAGGGUUUUGGGGAGACAUCGAGUCAGCAUUCAGGAGCUUCGAGAAGAUCUACCAAACAGAGACAACUGGAGUUGGAGUUGAAAAUGCUGGACGAAGAGAGGAAGUUACAGGAAGAAGAGGAUGCGAAGAAGCGUGCAUAUCUUCAGAAGCGGUACGCUUUACUUUUGGAGAUUGCCAGCGAAACAUCAUCGAUAGUUGGAGCUGAAGAUGGAGCAAUUCAGGAUCGAGUAGAUGAGUGGAUCAACAACGGGAUGGAUGAGGGACAACGAUCAGAUCAGCCGGGACCAAAUCGGGAGUUGUUAGACCUUAAUGAAGCAGCUCAUCCGGCGUCAAGGAAUGUGCAUCAAUGUUAUGCUCAGACCGAUAUCGUCAACGACCAGCGCCGUAACGCAUUAUUGCCGCAACCGAGAACGAUUCCGACAGCGACGAGACAGCGAAAUUUCGACAUUCCUUCAAGCCAACCUACACACGGAAGUUCUAACCACCCUAUGAUGUCCAACCUCGGGGGACGUCGUCCUAGCAUUGAUAUUCAGCUAAAUCAACGUUCGAGAGUCGUCAAUUCACCAGGGCUCGGUCGAUCCUCUUUAAGGCGAGAAGUGUACGAUGAUGAUGCUGAAGGAAACAAUCUAACUCGUAGUCAAGUUGCUGCUCGUCAAGCGGUUUCUCGAGAGCUACCGACUUUCAGCGGGAUUCCCGAAGAGUGGCCGCUGUUUUUCUCUUCGUUCACUACUACGACCAACAUGUGUGGAUACACAGCGGAGGAAAACCUUGUGCGUUUGCAGAAAUGUCUAAGCGGAAAAGCCUUCGAAGCCGUCAAGUGUAUGCUGAUGCACCCGAUGAACGUCACUCAAAUAAUCUCUACAUUGAAGAUGCGUUUCGGAAACCCAGAGAUCAUCGUGCACAACUUAAUGGCUAAAAUCAGCUCAACGCCAGCACCGAAGGCUGAAAAACUGGAUACGAUUAUAGAAUUUGCUCUCGCCGUCCAGAAUUUAUGUGCGACCAUUGAAGCAUGCCAGCUGGACGAGUAUUCCUACAACGUGGCGCUUCUCCGUGAACUGGUUGAAAAGUUACCAGCAGCUAUCAAACUAGAUUGGGCUAGAUAUCGGCGCAAUUUUACCACUGUGAAUCUUUCCGUUUUCUCCAGCUGGUUAUACGAACUUGCCGAAGACAUUUGUCCGCUUGCUGGGCUGCCCAUGGACACCAAGGCUCAGCGAAUAGCAAGAAUAGCAAGAAACAAUCAACAUCAUUCCUGUCUAAGACUGUAG